AUGCAUGUUGAGGCUAAGGACAAAGGACAGCAUCCCCUAUUGGGGCAGUGUAAAGUUAUAGUGCACGUUACAGAUAUGAACGACAACUAUCCAGAUAUCACCGUUAAAUCUUAUAAGAGCACAGUUAAUGAGAACAUUCCCGUAGGGACAGUCAUAGCUAUCGUAGGUAUAAGCGACAGGGACACAGGUGACAAUGGCAAAGUGAGCCUAUCUAUAAACCAAAAGCUGCCAUUUGUUUUGAACAAGUCAUCUGACGUCCUUUAUGAGCUUGUAGUCUCAAAGCCAUUAGACCGUGAGCAAGUCGCAGAAUAUGACAUCACACUCGUUGUGACGGAUGGUGGAACGCCCUCUUUGUCUGAUAAUGAAACGAUAACUUUACAUCUAUUGGAUGUCAAUGACAACGCGCCACUUUUCCCCCAGUCCUUCUACACUAUACCCGUUAUGGAGAAUAACGCACCUGGGGCCUUGCUAAGUUCCCUCACUGCGUUUGAUCCAGACCUCCAUGAAAACCAGUAUCUAGUUUAUUUCAUCAUAGAGAAGGAGAUAGUGAACACCUCCAUGUCCAUGCUGUUCUCCAUCAAUCCGGAGAACGGUAAUCUUUACGCACUAAAGACGUUUGACUAUGAGAUAGAGAAGGAGUUCCUUUUCCACAUUGAGGCCAGAGACUCUGGUGUUCCUCCACUCAGCAGUAACGUGACUGUCCACAUCAUUAUUGUGGACCAGAACGACAACACCCCGGUCAUAGUCUCUCCGUGGCGCGCGCACGGCUCCAUGGUGGAGGAAAAGAUCCCCAGAUCCACCGAUAAAGGAUCUCUGGUCUCCAAGGUGAUAGCCAUAGACACGGACUCGGUCCAGAACUCUCGGAUUACAUACCAGUUUCUACAGGUUACUGACGCCACCUUAUUCAGUCUAGACCAAUACAACGGAGAGGUCCGUACUAUGAGAAUGUUUAGUUACAGAGAUCCGCGUCAUCAACGGCUGGUUGUCAUCGCCAAGGACAAUGGGGACCCUGCUCUCUCUGCUACAGUUACCAUAAAGCUCUCAACAGUGGAGACUGCCGUUAAAGCCUACUCUGACAUGACUGAAGUGCCUCUGGAAUAUGACAUAUUUUCAGAUUUAAACUUGUAUUUGGUGAUCGGCCUUGGCUCCGUGUCCUUUCUGUUAUUGAUCACCAUAUUGGUCACCUGUGUGCUGAAGUGUCAGAAACCAAUGCCCAGCAAAGCGGCUCCUCCAAGUAGGAAACAGCGUGAUCAGUGAGAGGAACUCGACCAUCGCAGAUUCCACCCUGGUCUCCAACGAUGCCUACUGGUACAGUCUGUUUCUGGCGGAGACUAGGAAAGGAAAGCUGGUAGUCAGACAGCCUGUGCCAAAGGCGGGGUCCAGAUACAUCGUGUCCAGUAUACCAAGGAGCACGGGAUUGACAGAGACCAGCGACUCAGCAGCUUCUACUUUGCAGGUAAUACUAAACUCUUCAUUUCAGAUAUUUAAAUUGUUGUUUCUAUGUAGUCUAUUGUCCGUGUAUGACUCUUUACACAUUCUCCUUGUGUGUACAUGUCUAUACAUUAUUUGAUUAUUAAACAGAAGAUACUUCAGGGUUUAUAAAAUAAUACUCAAUCUCUAUACCAUAGGUCUACAAAAACCUUUAAAAGAUAAAUAUAUAUGGCAAAACCAAAUAAAUCACAUAUAGGCUAACUUGGGGCGGCAGGUAGCCUGGCGGGUAGGAGCAUUGGGCCAGUAACCGAAAGGUUGCUGGAUCGAAUUCCCUAGCUGACAAGGUAAAAAUCUGUCGUUCUGCCCCUGAGCAAGGCAGUUAACCCACUGUUCCCCGGGCGCCGAAGACGUGGAUUUCGAUUAAGGCAGCCCCCCGCACCUCUCUGAUUCAGAGCGGUUGGGUUAAACGCGGAAGACACAUUUCAGUUGUACAACUGACUAGGUAUCCCCCUUUCCCCUUCAUUCUUAAAUUCGAUAAAAAUCUUGCAGGCAAUAAUGUUCCACACAGUCAAAAGUUUGGACACACCUCUCAUUCCAGUGUUUUGCUUGAUUUUUGACUGUUUUCUACAUUAUAGAAUAAUAGUGAAGACAUCAAAACUAUGAAAUAACACAUAUGGAAUAAUGUAGCAACCAAAAAAGUGUUAAACAAAUCAAAAUAUAUUUUAUAUUUUAUAUUCUUCAAAGUAGCCACCCUUUGCCUUGAUGACAGUUUUGCACACUCUUGGCAUUCUCUCAACCAGCUUAAUGAAGUAGUCACCUGGAAUGCAUUUCAAUUAACAGGUGUGCCUUGUUAAAAGUACAUUUGUGGAAUUUAUUUCCUUCUUAAUGCGUUUGAGCCAAUCAGUUCUGUUGUGACAAGGUAGGGGUGGUAUACAGAAGAUAGCCCUAUUUGGUAAAAGACCAAGUCCAUAUUAUGGCAAGAACAGCUCAAAAAAGCAAAGAGAAACCAGUCCAUCAUUACUUUAAGACAUGAAGGUCAGUCAAUUCGGAACAUUUCAAGAACUUUGAAAGUUUCUUCAAGUGCAGUCGCAAUAACCAUCAAAUGCUAUGAUGAAACUGGCUCUCAUGAGGACCCAGAGUUACCUCUGCUGCAGAGAAUAAGUUCACUAGAGUUAACUGCACCUCAGAUUGCAGCCCAAAUACAUUUUUCACAGAGUUCAAGUAACAGACACAUCUCAACAUAAAUUGUUCAGAGGAGACUGCGUAAAUCAGGCCUUCAUGGUUGAAUUGCUGCAAAGAAACCACUACUAAAGGACACCAAUAAGAAGAAGACACUUGCUUGGGCAAAGAAACACGAGCAAUGGACAUUAGACUGGUGGAAAUCUGUACUUUGGUCUGAUGAGUCCAAAUUUGAGAUUUUUGGUUCCAACCGCCAUGUGUUUGUGAGACACAGAGUAGGUGAACGGAUGAUCUCCACAUGUGUGGUUCCCACCGGGAAGCAUGGAGGAGGAGGUGGGAUGGUGUGGGGGUGUUUUGCUGGUGACACUCUCUGUGAUUUAUUUAAAAUUCAAGGCACACUUAACCAGCAUGGCUACCACAGCAUUCUGCAGCGAUACGCCAUCCCAUCUGGUUUGCGCUUAGUGGGACUGUCAUUUGUUUUUCAACAGGACAAUGACCCAAAACACACCUCCAGGCAUUGUAAGGGAUAUUUGACCAAGUAGAGUGAUGGAGUGCUGCAUCAGAUGACCUGGCCUCCACAAUCCCCCGACCUCAACCCAAUUGAGAUGGUUUGGGAUUAGUUGGACCGCAGAGUGAAAGAAAAGCAGCCAAUAAGUGCUCAGCAUAUGUAGGAACUCCUUCAAGACUGUUGGAAAAGCAUUCUUCAAGAAGCUGGUUGAGCGAAUGCCAAGAGUGUGCAAAGCUGUCAUCAAGGCAAAGGGUGGCUACUUUGAAGAAUCUAAAAUAAAAAAAAUAUAUAUUGAUUUGUUUAACACUUUUUUGGUUACUCCAUGACUCCAUAUGUGUUAUUUCAUAGUUUGUAUGUCUUCACUAUUAUUCUACAAUGUAGAAAAUAGUAAAAAUUAAGAAAAACCCUUGAAUGAGUAGGUGUGUCCAAACUUUUGACUGGUACUGUAGUUUUAGUCAGAUGUACAACCUUGUUAUAUGCACAAAGUGUCGCUAUUUACCAGCUAAACACACUCGCUUGUGAUGCAAUAAUCGCCAUGACAGUUUGUCAUGAAGAAGGCAGUGUACAAACGCAGUGGAUAGCUCCCAGUGCUGAACCGUCAAAAAGGAGAUUAUUCUGCCCUGAUCGCCCUAAAACACCAAAGGAAUUGUGCUAUGCUGUUUUAAAGAUCUUAUUCUGUUGUCUCACGUUUUGUUUGACCUGACUGCUUUGUCAACAAAGCUCACAAAUAUAACAAUGGAGGCAUGUAUCAGCGCACAGCACUGGAGAAGGUACGUCUCGGUAUUUCUUAUUUUCUCUGCGGUCCUGAACACGGCAUAUGCCGUUACUCACUAUUCUAUUCCUGAAGAAAUGGAGGAGGGCUCCGUUGUGGCUAAUCUUGCAGCUGAUUUAAGUUUGGAUGUGAAAACAUUGAGUAAACGUAAGAUGCGGUUGGACAUUAUCUCCAAUAAAAAAUAUCUGGAUGUGAACAAAGAAACGGGGGAGCUGUACAUUGUAGAGAAGAUGGACAGGGAAUAUCUUUGCCCUGCUAAGACAUCUUGUUUUCUUAAAAUGGAAGCUAUUAUUGAAAAUCCACAACGGAUCUUUUACAUCGAAAUAGAGAUAAUGGACAUAAAUGAUAACGCCCCCCAUUUCCGAAGAGACACCAUUAACUUGGAUAUUUCAGAAGCAACACAGGGGGGUGAACGAUUUUCUGUUAACAAUGCAGUGGAUCCUGACGUUGGUUCGAACUCAGUGAAAACAUACCUACUGAGCGAAAAUGAGCACUUUACAAUCGAAAUUCAGACAGGAAGAGACGGGUCAAAAUUUGCUGAUUUGAUACUGAAAAGUGUGUUAGACCGAGAGGAGCAGGCAGUUCAUAAUCUAAUACUCACCGCUGUAGACGGUGGAGUCCCUGCGCGCUCUGGUACAGCCAGCAUAGUUGUUCGCGUUUUAGAUACGAAUGACAACGCCCCAAAGUUUGACAAAGACAACUACAAAAUCGAUAUAAUGGAAAACUCACCUAUUGGAAGCCUUGUUGUUAAAUUGAAUGCAACUGACUUAGAUGAGGGUACAAAUUCGGAAAUAAUAUAUUCUUAUAGCCUGUACACGUCAGAGAAAACACAACAAACAUUCCAUUUAAACCCUAAUAAUGGUGAGAUCACGGUAAAGGAAAUGAUCAAUUAUGAGGAUUUCAGGAUCUAUGAUAUGGAAGUAAUUGCAACGGAUAAGGGGCCCAAUUCCUUGUCAGGUCAGUGUAAAUUAACAAUUUUAGUUACGGAUAUGAAUGAUAAUCAUCCCGAAAUAUCAAUCAAAUCAUUUCAAAGCCCUGUAAAGGAGGACAUAGCAGUAGACACGGUGAUAGCAGUAGUCAGUGUCAGCGAUAAAGAUUCAGGUGAAAAUGGGAUUGUUGAUAUUCAUAUUGCCGAUACAUUACCUUUUGCGCUGAGAGAGUCUUCUGAUAACUAUUAUGAGUUAGUAGUUUCACAACCUCUGGAUCGUGAGAAGAUCCCAGAAUAUGACAUCACCUUUACCGUAACAGACAGGGGUUUCCCUCCUCUAUCUGACAAUGAAACUAUGACUUUAGAACUACUAGACGUUAACGACAACGUUCCACAGUUCCCCCAGUCGUUCUACACUAUACCCGUUAUGGAGAAUAACGCACCUGGGGCCUUGCUAAGUUCCCUCACUGCGUUUGAUCCAGACCUCCAUGAAAACCAGUAUCUAGUUUAUUUCAUCAUAGAGAAGGAGAUAGUGAACACCUCCAUGUCCAUGCUGUUCUCCAUCAAUCCGGAGAACGGUAAUCUUUACGCACUGAAGACGUUUGACUAUGAGAUAGAGAAGGAGUUCCUUUUCCACAUUGAGGCCAGAGACUCUGGUGUUCCUCCGCUCAGCAGUAACGUGACUGUCCACAUCAUUAUUGUGGACCAGAACGACAACCCCCCGGUCAUAGUCUCUCCGUGGCGCGCGCACGGCUCCAUGGUGGAGGAGAAGAUCCCCAGAUCCACCGACAAAGGAUCCCUGGUCUCCAAGGUGAUAGCCAUAGACACGGACUCGGUGCAGAACUCUCGGAUUACAUACCAGUUUCUACAGGUUACUGAUGCCACCUUAUUUAGUCUGGACCAAUACAACGGAGAGGUCCGGACAAUGAGAAUGUUCAGUUACAGAGAUCCGCGUCAUCAACGGCUGGUUGUCAUCGCCAAGGACAACGGGGACCCUGCUCUCUCUGCUACAGUUACCAUAAAGCUCUCAACAGUGGAGACUGCCGUUAAAGCCUACUCUGACAUGACUGAAGUGCCCCUAGAAUAUGACAUAUUUUCAGACUUAAACCUCUAUUUGGUGAUCGGCCUUGGCUCGGUGUCCUUUCUGUUAUUGAUCACCAUAUUGGUCACCUGUGUGCUGAAGUGUCAAAAACCAAAGCCCAGCAAAGCAGCUCCUCCAAGUAGGAACAGCGUGAUCAGCGAGAGGAACUCAACCAUCGCAGAUUCCACCCUGGUCUCCAACGAUGCCUACUGGUACAGUCUGUUUCUGGCGGAGACUAGGAAAGGAAAGCUGGUGGUCAGACAGCCUGUGCCAAAAGCAGGUUCCAGAUACAUCGUGUCAAGUAUACCAAGGAGCACGGGAUUGACAGAGACCAGCGACUCAGCGGCCUCUACUCUGCAGGUAAGAAUAAACUCUUCAUUUCAGAUUAGCGAACUAUUUGACUUUAAUCUGGUUGUCUAUGUAUGACUCUUCAUGCAUUCACGUAGUGCGUAAAUGUCUAUACAUUUGUUGUUAUUCAAGAGAAAACACUUGUGGGGUCAUGAAACAACAAGUAAUCAACAUCAAGUUGGUCUACAACAAGUUUUAUAAUAGAAAUGUUUGGCAAAAAACGGAGAUCACAUAUCGGCUACCUUGGUCUUUCAGGCAAUGAUGCUUCACACGUUUGCAUCCAUCUGUCUAGAAUUAGCUAUAAUAUUCAGACAUAGUCCAACAAAGUCGAAGGAAGAACAGAUGUACAAGCUUGUUAUAUGCACAAAGUGUCGCUGUUCACCAGCUAAACACACUCGCUUGUGAUGCAAUAAUCGCCAUGACAGUUCGUCAUAGUAAUUAAGGCAGUGUACCAACGCAAUGAACAGCUCCCGGUGCUGAAACCAUCAAAAAGGACAUUAUUCUGCCCUGCUCGACAUAAACGCCAAAGGAGUUGCUCUAUUCUCUUGUAAACAUUUUAUUAUCCUGGUUCACGUUGUGUUUGACCUGACUGCACAGUUACCAGGACACAAAAAUAUGACAAUGGAGGCGCACAGAAGCGCAGAGCACUGGAGAAGGUACGUCUCGGUCUUUCUUCUUUUCUCUACGGCCCUGAACACCGUAUAUGCGGUUACUCACUAUUCUAUUCCAGAGGAAUUAAAGGAAGGCUCUGUUGUCGCCAAUUUAGCUGCUGAUCUGGGACUAGACGUGCAGGAACUAAGUAGACGAAAGAUGCGGUUAGAUGUCAUAGCCAAUAAGAAAUACUUGGAUGUGAACAAAGAAACAGGAGAGCUGUACAUUGUUGAAAAAAUUGACAGAGAAUAUCUUUGCAUAUCAAAAACAACAUGCUUUCUCAAAUUGGAUGCAACAAUUGAAAAUCCAAUAAGAAUGUUCAACAUUGAGUUGGAAAUAUUGGACAUUAACGACAAUGCGCCUCAUUUUCGAAGAGAUACAAUGCACUUGGAUAUAGCAGAGUCUACUCCUGCGGGCGAAAGGUUCUCAUUGAACAAUGCGGUGGACCCAGAUAUUGGUACGAAUUCAAUUAAAACAUACUAUCUGGGUGAAAGUGAGCACUUCAAUAUAGAAAUCCAGACUGGAAGAGAUGGGUCUAAAUUUACUGAUUUGAUUCUGAAAAAGGCUUUAGACAGAGAGGAGCAGUCGGUUCAUAAUCUAAUACUCACUGCUGUAGACGGAGGAGUCCCUUCACGCACAGGCACAGCGAAUAUCAUUGUCCGUGUGCUGGAUACAAAUGACAACGCCCCUAAAUUUGAUCGGGAAAGCUACAACAUUGAUAUAAUGGAGAAUUCCCCAAUUGGACGUGUAGUAGUGAAACUGAAUGCAACGGAUUUGGACGAGGGGUCCAAUUCGGAAAUAGUAUAUUCAUUUAGUCUUUAUACAUCAGAGAAAACGCAAGAAACGUUCAAUUUAAACCCUAAUACCGGUGAAAUAACAGUAAAGGAAAUGAUAAAUUAUGAAGAUUUUAGGAUAUAUGAUAUGGAAGUUAUAGCAACGGACAAAGGAACUAAUUUUUUAUCUGGACAUUGCAAACUAACUAUCUUAGUGACCGAUAUGAAUGAUAAUCAUCCCGAAUUAUCAAUCAAAUCCUUUCAAAGUCCAAUCAAGGAGGAUAUAGCAGUAGACACGGUAAUAGCAGUGGUUAGUGUCAGCGAUAAAGAUUCAGGUGAAAAUGGAAAAGUCGAUAUUCACAUUGCUGAUCAAUUACCUUUUGCGCUGAGAGAAUCCUCUGGUAACUAUUAUGAGUUAGUAGUUUCAGAGCCUCUGGACCGCGAGAAGGUCCCAGAAUAUGACAUCACUUUUACCGUAACAGACAGGGGUUUCCCCUCCUCUAUCUGA
Messenger RNA from Coregonus sp. 'balchen', 8179 nucleotides. Lineage: Eukaryota; Metazoa; Chordata; Actinopteri; Salmoniformes; Salmonidae. The record is from the annotation of a GenBank genome assembly.